Lytechinus pictus (painted urchin) is the source of this 6659-nucleotide messenger RNA. RefSeq names its product polycomb protein suz12-B-like. The transcript has 14 exons. NCBI's taxonomy places the organism in Eukaryota, Metazoa, Echinodermata, Echinoidea, Temnopleuroida, Toxopneustidae. Gene Ontology annotation, cellular component: nucleus; ESC/E(Z) complex; RSC-type complex. The record is from RefSeq and is a predicted model, not a curated record. Bases 87 to 2399 code for a protein of 770 amino acids. Gene Ontology annotation, molecular function: chromatin DNA binding.
UCGGAUCCCGCGGCAAAGUGUGAUUGUUGGCUGCUAUGCGAAUCGAGUCCUCGCCCGGCUGGAAUUCGGGUUGAAAAUCUGAAAUUAUGGCUCCCCACAAACAUUCUCGGGCGAGUCCAAGGAAACCUAAACUGGAGCAACUAAAGGCAGAUCAUGAACUUUUCUUACAAGCUUUUGAAAAACCAACUCAAAUCUACCGUUUUCUUGCUGCAAGGCACAAGAUAUCACCUGUAUUUCUGAGACGAACACUGACAUACAUGCUGAAAAAGAAACCAGUAAAGAAGAAUUUUUCAGUGGAUAACCUCUUGGAGAUGAAGGAAAAUAAGAUUAAAGAAGGAAAACAAAUACCAAGCCAUAGUGGAAAAUAUCUAAAAUUAACAUUCAACCAUUUAAAUUGGAAUGGAGAAACUUCUCAUAUGGAGAAUAGCAAAGCCACUGUUGACCUUAUUCUACUCAAAGUGUGCCACAAAAGAAGAAAGGACAUUUGUCUACCUGUCAUGAGGGUAUCUCUUGGGCAAUGCGAGAUUCCUAUAAAUCCCACUGCUGCCACCAUUAAUUCAUCUUCACACUCUAAAGAGAUGACAAUACCAAGUGGUUCCUUCACUCAUUCCAAUGGUCACACUGUACGCUCCUACAGACUCCUGAUACAGGUCUCCUGUCCCUCAGUACCAAGUCUGCCAAACGGUUGUCUUUGUAAUGGAGAUGUGGACUCGGAUUCAGAUGGCCAGCAAGCCAAGCGGAGGAAACUGAUGACAAGGUUAAAAGACAAAGAUAUGUCACCAUCUCAGCCAUCCCAGCUCUAUGAAGAUGAACACAUAGCUUCCUUUACCUCUGAGUUGGUGGUUGUUGAUAAACAGAACCGCUGUCAGCUCCUAGAUGGCAGCUAUGAACUCACACUACAGGAAGUCCAAACAAAGAGCAAAUAUCAGAGUGCAUCAUGGGAAACGAUAUCAGAUGGAAAGCCAGUAGGUCCAUUUGAAGUACCAGACCUGAGUCCAAGGCUCAACUUCAAUCUUUCAUGGCAUACUACGACGACAACAACAACAGGGGAUUCCCCAGAGACGCCUGGUAGGUCACCUGAGAGGUCAUCUCGAUCAGCUGCAAACCUUACCUCAUCACCUGACCAUUCACAUUCCAUUCAUACUACAACCAAUGCACCCGAUACAGCCAAGCAUAGUGCCUUGAUCAACGGACAAGAAACAGUACUAGAUAAAAAACUAGCCAGACGAAUCCACCCGUCAUCAUCAAACACAGGUUCGCCGUCUAGAUCUGCUUCCAAAUCUUCAGAUCCAGACACUGUUGAACACGUCUUCUAUCAAUUCCUUUAUAAUAACAACACAAGACAACAGACAGAAGCAAGGGACAACCUACGCUGUCCUUGGUGCUCCCUCAACUGUCAACGUCUCUACUCUCUGCUAAAACACCUUUCCACUUGUCACAGCAGAUUUAAUUUCACCUAUGUGCCUCAUCACAAGAAUGCGAGGAUAGAUGUUGCAAUCAAUGAACAUUAUGAUGGUUCCUACUCCGGUAAUCCUCAUAAUCUUAUUACGUCUCAUAUGGGAUACGCUUUCCAGAGGAACGGACCUUGUAGAAGAACACCUGUUACACAGAUUCUCGUCAUGAAGCCUCUCAGACAGAAAGAGACUCUACAAGAAUUUCAAGAAGGUGAAAAGUCAGACUACCUCAUGCAAAGACCAUACAUCUCAGGACAUAAUAGAACAUAUUUCCACACUCAUUCGCUGCAACCAAUCCGACCUCAGGAGAUGGAUGAAGAUAGUGAAGAUGAGAUCGACCCUGAUUGGAUCAAAGAGAGAACAAGAAUGAUGAUUGAUGAAUUCUCUGACGUGAAUGAAGGAGAAAAGGAACUAAUGAAAUUAUGGAACAACCACUGUAUGAAGCACAAUUUCAUUGCUGACUCCCAGAUCCCGAGGGCGUGCUCCUUGUUCAUCGAUGCCCACGGUGAGGACGUCCUGAGACAGAACCUAACCAGCAACUUCCUGCUUCAUCUGAUCAACCUCUAUGACUUCAGCCUCCUACAUCCACAUCUCGUCACUCGAUUCAUGAAUCAGCUUCUAAGGUCGGGUCAGCGGCGUGAUGUCAUAAGGCACCAGGUCAAUCCUGAGGAAGAGAACAGUAACCAAGGUAACCAGAUGAGAGAAGACGCCGAUAUAGGACCGCCCAUUCUCUACCCUCAGGAGGAGCUUGCCGUCAAGAGGGAUGACGUUGCCAUGGUGAUGAACAGAGAAGGGGAGAUGAGCACGGGUGGGACUAUGGAAGAGAAUCCUCUGCUGGGCAGGAGGAGCCUUGAUGAUAAACCUCAGCUGGAAAAGGCAACACCGAACAUAUCGUGCGAUGAAUCUAGUCCCAAACUUGAUAAAAGGAUUGAAGACACUGUAUGAAGAUAGGCCUUCUGAGUGGAAUGUACAGUUAUUCAUGUUUUAUAUUAGCAGAUUCAAUCAAACACCUUGACCUUCCUAGGUUGUAUCAGCCAGCCGUUUUAUCAAUUCAUACACAACACUACACAACGUGGUGCUUCACAAGCUACAUCAUACAUACAAACUUCUUGGUAUGUGCUGCAUUUGAUGAGUUGUUUUCUUGAUAUAUUCCUUCACGUUUAGCAGUCUUAGUGAGCAAGACAGUCUACUUGGAUGUCACAUCAUGAAACCUAUCUAGUAAUUAUGCAAUUUUUGUAGAAUGGACUAUAAUUCUUAUUAUCAGGAGUACACAUGAGAUAUUUGAAGGUUAUUUUCUUCCCAAUAUUUUCGAGCAUUCAUUGAAUAUCAUAAUACAUAAACCAUCUAGUUUGGAUUUGGAUUUUGAGUUUGGAUUACCCUAUUUAAUCUAAUAAACUUGGAAGUAUUUACUUCUACUAAGAGUAAACCAGGCAUGGCAAAACCCACAACAAGUUGCCAAAAAUGAAUUUUUAGUUUAAUCCCUGCUGAAGAUUCUCAGCUUAGACUAUUGGGUGAUCUUGACCAUCAUUACAAAGAGAAGAUCAUUCACUACCAUAAUAUUUUACUUAUGGGAAAAGAGGGAUUAAUAUUGACCAGUACAUUGAAGCACAAAAACCCUCACACUGCUGUGCAAUGUGAACAUUUAAAAAGUAGACACAUAUUUAGAGCAAAAUUUUAUACUGAUAUUAUUUUCAUUUUUGUUGUUGUGCUUCCAUUAAUCCUGAAGGUUAUACUCUAGGUUCCAUAAACACAUGACAAAAUAAAUCCGUAAUUCAUUUUCAGAUUUUAUCCCACACUUCUAAUCUAUGUCUACUUUUUCUUGUACAGUCUGUAUAAUAGUAUCUGUUUCCUAGACGAUCUGUAGUCUAAUUCAGGGACACUUUGUGGUCUAUUUUUUUCUGAUACACUCUGUAAUCUUUAUCCCCGAUACUUGUAUUUCUAUUUCUAAAAAAACCUUUGUUGACAAGCCUUUUUUUUUCUUGUACUCUCUGUAGUUCCUUUACUGAGAAUAUUCUGGAAAAUCUUUCCUAAUACAAUGUAUUUUUCUGAUACACUCUGGAGUGUCUUUUAAAAUCUAUACAUGUAUUUAUAUAACCUGAAAUUUCUUGAUUUUUAUUGUCUUUAUUUCCGCCCCCCCCCCCCAGAAUUCAUUCUGUGGUAAUUUUUUUUGUACACUAUGUGAAAAUCUUCUCAUAAGAUAUCAGGUUGAUAAUUACCAAUGCUGCUCAAUAACAUCACAUUAUGUCUGUUAUCCAGGAAACCAUUCUUCUCACCCUCACUUUAUUACAACACGACCAAAUCUUUCUCAUCACAAAAAUGCAAAAUGUUUAUGCUGCAUUUUCAAGAUAUUCUCUGAAGAGAUGGUCUUUUUUGUGUCGAUAUUGAUUAGAUUACUUGUAUGUCAAGCAAAUCUACCUCCUACUCAUGUACUUCUUUAAAACUUAACAAAAAAUUUUGAUUGACGCCGAGUUCAUCAUUGCCGUUCUCUGUGCAUAUAAUAAACAGUUUGAAGAUGUACAUAUUAUAAGCCCAUAUUCUGAACUCUGGGAUGAUUCAAAGUCUGAUGGGUUUUUCAUAAAGCUGUUCAUAAGUGACUUUAAGAACGACCGGUGGACCUUUCUUCCGCGCUAAAUAAUCACCAAUGAACAUUUAAUGGUGAAAGUUAUUUUACAUAAUAAAGGAUCACCAGUCGUUCUUAAAGUCACUCUUAACUUACACUUGAAUCAUUCGUAAUUGUCUGGGAAUAAUAAAACAACUUCCUUUGUCAUUAAAGCACGAGGAAACGAUAUAGUUAGCAUGAUAAAAAUACAAGUAAACCGUGACAUUUUCUAAAUUUGAACCAGACUUCAGAGUAUGGGCAAUACUGUUUGUAUGGAAACUUUGCCUUGUGGGCAGAUGAGGCACCUUGUCAAAUGCCUAUGUCGCAUCUUUUAGCUUGAAUCCCACUCGGUGUUUCUCAUCUGUAUUCCACAUUGUUCUACCUAUGCUGAAAUGUGAGGAUUCAGCAAGGAAUAUGUGCUGAGUGUAAUAGCUGCAGAAAGACUCUGUUGGCGUUUUUGUUAUUGUACCAGGUGGGUGUUUCAUAAAGCUGUUUGUAAGUUAAGAGCGACUUUAAGAAUAAUAGAUCUUUUCGUGUUGUUAAUGGUAUAUUCAUUGGCGAUGCGAAAGAAAGGUUCACCAGUCGUUCUUAAAGUCCCUCGCAACUUAUGAACAGCUUUAUGAAACGGUCCCCUGAGUCCUGUAACACCAAGGUUAGCGAUUGAUGUCAUGCUUGAUUUUCAUUAUACAUUGUAAUCAAUGCAAUCAAUCGUUAUAAGAUGUUAAAUGAUGAUUGCUAUUAAAGCUUUGUGUUUCGCGCCCCUGGGCCCAUAGAGCUUUAGUAAACUGAGCUUGGGAUUGAUGUUACGAGCGAUUAUACACAACUACCAGUGCAAUCCGUCAUCGAAUCAGCCCCAGGAUGAAUCACCAAGGUUAAUUUUAUUGUCCUGAAUUCAUAAAGGUGGUUUUAUCGGUUGAACCCACGAUUUAUGCAGAUUUCCUGUAUAAAUUACAAUUUUUUAUAUAAAAAAAUUGUCCAAUGCUGAUGCGCGCUUUUGUCACAGUGCGCCAAAUUAACGCCUGUUGCGGUGGUUAAGUAUGCUAUUGUAUUCAUGAGUCCACUGUUUGAAGAGUCGACUCAUGAAUUAAAAAAAGUGUACUCAUGAAUAAAAUAGCGUGGAUAACCACGGCAACAGGCAUCAAUUUAGCACACUGUGACAAAAUCGCGCAUCAGCCAUUUUUUAAUAUACGCUGUAAAUUAAGGAUAAUUUAUAUUGGAAAUCUGCUUGAACCAUGGGUUCAGUCGAUUGCUUUAAAAACAACCUUUAUGUAUUCGGGCCAUUGAGACCGACUAUUAAUGAAUUUUGUCAAUUAAAUGUUCAUACUCAUUAAAAAAGAAACGAAAACAUUUUUAUACUAGUCUUAGGAGUUAGGAAAUGCUCAGUGAUAUGCAACAAAAAUAACUAUUUGUGGAAAAUCAUGUCUUCACCAAUUUUCUGCCUAUUGUUUCAUACCCAUGCACGAUUUCUGUGAAAUCUUAAUCAAAAUAAUUUUUAAUAGAUGAGCUGUAUCUGUGCUCUAGUGUGUAGUGUUGGCUUGACUUGAAUACAAAUGAAGCAUAUUGCAAACAAGUGUGUUCACUCCUAUAACAUGCACAAUGUGCAUGUUUGGAAUCUACUUGUUUGACAUAAAGGGGUAAUUCAGCUUCAUAUCUAUGUAUUUCAUGGUGUUAAAAAUUGCUUCAACUUUGAAUACUGUAUUCGAAUUAUGUGAUUUCAGCUUUGACCAAUUUAUGAUAUUGGCCUGUAUUCUGAACUCUGGUUAAUAUAAAAAUCUAAUGUGGUUACCUAUGUGUAACCAGGGCUCCGUAACACAAAGGUUUGCGAUGAAUUCCAAGUAUGAAAGAACUGCACUGAUUGGUUCCCAGUCAGUAUUCUAAACAGAGUGCGCGUGCAGCAACGAUCUUGAUUGGUCAUUGAUAUUUAGCGAUUGCAAACCUUUGUGUUACGGGGCCCAGGUGUGAUGCAAAUCCCCAUAAUUAAACUACAUGUACCAUCUCAUUUCGCACUCAAAACAUCACAGACCAUCUAAAAAUGAUAAAUAUGAUAGUAAUUUUUUUCACUUUUUUAACAUUGGAAAAGUUCAAAUAAAUUGGUAAUAAGCAAACAGUAUGAACAUGUGUUUUACACAGCUUUAACAGCUUCCAAUAAAAUUUUAGCCCAGACUUUAUAUCAUGAUUUAAGUUGAACUGGAGCUCAGAAUACUGGCUGGUUUGUUUUGAAUACUGUUAACAUGUUUCAGUUGUGUGUUGAAAAGAAGUAAUUUCGUAUAUCAUGAAUCAGUGAUCAGACUAGUCUCGUACUUCAGACUACGAAUUAACAAAGGUGUGUGUAUAUAAAAUGAAGUAUGUACAGUCUUAUGAUAAUUGUUUGUUGUAUCAUUGUAUGAAAAAGUUUAUUGUAAACUAGACAUUAUUUUGUUCAUGUGAAUGGUAUCAAAUUUGAAGGGCUAUUGUUGGUAUGUUGUCAUACAACAUUCCUCAAGUCUACAUGUCAUCUGAAUUUGUCUUUUCUAUUGCCUUUUUCAAUUCUGUAAAUUUGCUGUAAAUUCUGGCAUUGAUACUAUGCACUGGAUUGAGAUUAAAUGUGAAAACUGUUUUGACAAAUA